Molecule: messenger RNA, 1197 nt
Organism: Saxophila tyrrhenica
Lineage: Eukaryota; Fungi; Ascomycota; Dothideomycetes; Mycosphaerellales; Extremaceae
Gene: FYV10
Product: GID complex subunit containing RING finger motif
Exons: 1
Coding region: 1-1197 (398 amino acids)
Biological process (GO): proteasome-mediated ubiquitin-dependent protein catabolic process
Cellular component (GO): GID complex; nucleus; cytoplasm
Molecular function (GO): ubiquitin protein ligase activity; protein binding
Source: RefSeq, a predicted model, not a curated record
AUGGCCGAAUUCUCCACCACCAAGCUGGAGCCCGACUCCCAUCUACUGCUCGAUCAACCACUCCUUCGUCUACCCAACGAGCUCCUACGGAAGAACCUCAAGUCUGCCCAACGGCAGAUCGAGAUGACCAACAAGAAUGUAACCUCCGCCAUACAGGCCAGCACCAACCAGUCCCCAGCGGAAACACUGGCUUCGCUGGACUCAACACUCGCCAAAGCUCAGAACCUCAAACGAAAGCUGGAGGCUCUCCAAAUAGAGGAGAAUGCUCUACACAAGCAGCAAAAGUCUAGAAUACAACACCUGCAAGAGUUGCACGAGAUACCGAGCCUGGCGGAUGUGAAAUAUGACCACUGGUCCCAUACCCGACUGGACCGCUUACUGGUGGACUAUCUCCUCCGACAAGGCUACACUGAAAGCGCCAAAGAGCUGGCCAGAGAAAAGGACAUCGACUACUUAGUAGACGUAAACGUCUUCGAAGAAAGCGGCAAGAUCGAAAAGAGCCUCCGAGAAGGCAAAAUGCAAGACUGCCUCACCUGGUGCGUCGAGAACAAACAAGCCCUGAAGAAAAUCGACAGCAACCUCGAAUCCGAGCUGCGCCUCCAACAAUUCAUCGAACUCGCACGAAGUGGCGAAAUGAAACAGCGCCUCGAAGCCAUGGUCUACGCCCGCAAACACCUCGCUGGAGGCCAAGAUCCCAAAUUCGCCCUUCAGGCCGCCGGCCUCCUCGCCCAAUCCCCCGACACCCACGUGGAACCCUACCGAACCAUGUUCUCGCCCACCCGCUACACCGAAAUCGCGCAGACCUUCCUCCGCACGCACCACGAGCUCUUCGCCCUGCCUUCGCAACCUCUCCUCUACAUCGCCCUCUCCGCCGGCCUCUCGGCGCUGAAAACCCCGGCUUGUCACUCAGAGUACGCCCUCCAGCCUAGCACGCUGACGGGCGCGCCUGUGUGUCCGAUCUGCAGCACCGAGUUGAACGAACUAGCGAGGAAUGUGCCGUACGCGCAUCACACGAAGAGUUUUAUGGAGGAGGAUCCGGUGGUGUUGCCGAAUGGGCGGGUGUUUGGGCGGGAGAGGUUAAGGGUGUUGAAUGAGAAGAUUGGGACGGAGAAGGGGUGGGUGCGGGAUCCGACGAAUCAGGGGGAUGGGGUUUGGGAGGUUGGGGCGGAGAGUGUGAAGAAGGUGUUUAUUUCGUAG